GCAGCAACACAUUUUCUGAACUUCUUAGUUAUCAUCGAUCCGCACAUCGUUUCCCUUUGAACCGUUGUGUGGAAGACAACAUCGCUAAAAGGGUCUUGUGGAGGUGAGGCGAUCCUAGCGGCCACCAGAGCCCCGUUAACACGGACACCAGCGAGAUGACCAAUCAGCAAAGAACUUGCCUCGUUUGAGCGCUCAACUGCUCGGUGGCGCCACCUGCAAACUGCAUCUUCUCAUUGGCGGAGAGCCGCUGAUUGAUUUUUGUAUAAUGUCCCUGGCUUGCCAUGUAGAAGGCAGAAUGACUGGCUUCCCAUCUGUUCCCCUCAUCCCCAUCCCCGCCCCCACCCCCGUGGUAUGCCCUGGGAGAAGCAGCCAGCCUCACACCGCCUCGUGCCUUGACUCUACCCUUGCGUGCGUGUGUGCGUGCGUGUGUGCGAGCAUGCGAGCGUUCGCGCACGCGCGCGCGCCUUUUCUGUCGGUGUCCGCUGGAGAAGAUGAAAGAGCUCCGCCACUGGCCUGUUAGCACCUUGCUUUCUGCUUCUCUUCCGUUUCUUCCUUUGUGGUGGUCAAUCCUCACCUGUUGGAAGCAUCUGACCCAAGGUCCAGUCUCACCUCGCUCAAGUCCAUCGGAACAGGACUGUGGAAUUGUGGGAUCGAACUGAUAAAUUACUACGGAACCUCGUCACUUGCAAAUCAAGUGUCAAAACGCUGGCUGGCUGAAAAUAUAAAGAAAUAUUUUUUCGUAGAAUAUCACCCCGCAAUCGACUACGAAUUGUUUUUUGAGUUAUGUGAAUAAAUGCAAUGAAAUGAAUCAGGACCAAAGUGCUUACCUGUGUUAUGGGAAAAUUUGAGGGUCAAGUCGAUUUACAGUUAAAUUCUCUUCCGGCUUAUUUUCGGCCGUUGACAAAGGUGUUGAGAAAUGCCAUGAUAGAUUGCUUGGUUUAGUGUGUGUAAACACGGUUUUCUGAUUUUAAACCUAAGCCUGGAUUGAAACAUUUCAGACAACCUAGUCACAAAACUCUGGCGAUUGAUAUCGACUGAUAACAACAAAAUGGCGGGUAGUGUUCAAGAGGAAAAGGUGGAGAUAGCAGUCAUCGACACGCCCACUACCACCCCGCUGAACAGCGUGGCUAACUGUUCUCUGAUCGACGACUGCUCCAAUAUCACGGUGGUCGACUCCUACCUGGAGUUCGAGCGCCUCAAAAGCAUCAUCGUGCCUGUCAUUUUCGGGGUCAUCGUCCUGCUCGGGCUGCUGGGCAACCUGCUCGUCAUCGUGGUGAUCGUUUCGGACAAGCACAUGCGAAACACCACCAACAUCCUCAUCCUGUCACUGGCCGUGGCCGACCUGCUCUUCAUCCUCCUGUGCGUGCCCUUUACGGCUGCCAUGUUCUCCAUGCCAGUCUGGCCGUUCGGCAGCAUCAUGUGCAAGGUGGUGCAGUACAUGAUCUACGUGUGUGCCUACGCCAGUGUCUACACGCUGGUGCUGAUGUCGUUGGACCGCUACCUGGCCGUGGUCCACGCCAUCCGGUCCAUGAGCAUCCGCAACGAGUUCAACACCUGGCUGGCCAUCGCCGUCACCUGGACGGUCAUCUUCUUGGGCCACAUCCCGCUGUUGGUGGAGUACGACAUCCACCACUACCAGCACUUAGACCAGAACCGCACUUUCUGUACCAACGUGGCCCAUCUCGACAACAUAACCUUGGCCAAGAUCUUUUAUGGAAGCUUCUUUGCUUUUGGCUAUGUCAUUCCGUUGAGUGCCGUGUGCCUCAUGUACGGACUGAUGCUGAAGCGACUACUUUACGGCGUCGUCCCAGGUGGCAACCAAUCCCAGGAGUCCAUCCGCGCCAAGAAGCGAGUCACACGGAUGGUCAUCAUUGUUGUCAUCAUGUUUGCUCUGUGCUGGCUGCCCAUACAGAUUAUCUUCGUCAUACAGAGGUUCGGCAACUACCCCACCAGCAUGGAGUUCUUUGGCCUUCAGGUGGCCUCCAACUGCUUGGCCUACAUGAACUCCUGUGUCAACCCAUUCCUUUACGCCUUCUUGUCGGAAAAUUUCAGGCGAAGUUUCCAGAAGUUCCUGUGUUGCAUCACCCCGAGUUCUCGUCGCAUGGAUUACGAGCGUACUAACAUCAGAUACAGCGAGAAAGAGUCAAAGAGUACACAUUUAUCCCGAACCGCAAACAAUGUCUGGACACUGUGGUCUAAUGCUAAUGCGGUGUGUUCCAGACUCAGGCGCGGCCAUGACCAAUCCGCAUCGUCACUUCCUGCUAUGGCGGACAGCGAGUUGUCACAUGGCGCCCCCGCCAACUGUUCUCCGGCUCUGGAAGGUCUGUGUGUCAACGCCACGCAUCAUGGCUCAAACGGUAUGGUGGAGGUUGAGAAACUGGUGAAGAUCAUCGUUCCCAGUCUCUUCGGUCUCAUCUUCCUGCUUGGACUUCUGGGCAACCUGCUCGUCAUCGUGGUGGUGGCCAGCGACAAGAACAUGCGCAACACCACCAACAUCCUCAUCCUGGCGCUGGCCGUGGCCGACCUGCUCUUCAUCGUCUGCUGUGUUCCCUUCACGGCUGUCAUGUUCGCAAUCACCUCCUGGCCCUUCGGGAGCGUGUGGUGCAAGGUGGUGCAGUACAUGAUCUACGUGUGCGCCUUCGCAAGCGUCUACACGCUGGUGCUGAUGUCCCUGGACCGCUACCUGGCCGUGGUCCACGCCAUCCGGUCCAUGAGCAUCCGCAACGAGUUCAACACCUGGCUGGCCAUCGCCGUCACCUGGACAAUCAUCAUCUUAGGCCACAUCCCGUUGCUGAGCGAGUUCAACGUUCUCUACUACGAGGACUUCGACCAGAACCGUUCCACCUGCACCAACGUAGCGCACAUCACGAACCCGUACCUUGGACGUCUCUUCAACGUCUGCUUCUUCGCGUUCGGCUACGUCAUCCCACUUGGCUCCGUGUGUCUCAUGUACGGUCUGAUGCUCCGGCGUCUCUACGGCCUUGCCCCGGGAGGCAACCAAUCCCAGGAGUCCAUUCGCGCUAAGAGGCGGGUCACGAGGAUGGUCAUCAUCAUCGUCGCGGUCUUUGCCGUUUGCUGGCUGCCCAUCCAGCUGAUCUUCCUCAUCCAGAAGAUAGGCUACUACCCUCUCGAAAUCCCAUACAUUGGCCUGCAACUGGCUUCCAACUGCUUGGCCUACAUGAACUCUUGUGUCAAUCCUUUCCUCUACGCCUUCCUCUCAGACAACUUCCGCAGAAGUUUUCGCAAGUUCCUAUGCUGCGCCGAGCAGCCAUUGCCUGGGCGGAUGUCUUAUGAGCUCGUUAGCGUUCGACAGACUGAAAACCAGACCAUGGCAGAACGGGUUUGAGUUCAAGUCCUUCUCAGGUGCAAUGCAUUCUAAAUCUCUUCCGUUUCACAGCCAGUGGUCAAUAGUAGAGCUAUUCCGACAUCUUAUAAAGUGAUGCUUCUGAAGUAAGCAGACAAUUGAAGCAGCAAGAAGCCGAGCGGAAGGAAUAGAAAAGCCGUCAGUAAGUUUAGGUUAUGAAAGAAAGUUCUUCAAUCAGGGAUGUGCAGUAGAAUAAAAAGUGAGAGCAGGCGAUGAGAUGUGACGAUAGUAUAGUAACGAGGCGAAAUAUGUGUACACUACAACCAAAUCAGAGAAACUUUGUGAUUUUUUUUAUGAUCAGUCGAGUCCCAUAAACUGAAGGAGUGGAAGACUAAUAAUGUAGAUGGAAGAAGGAAAGCAUCAACAUUUUAUUGUUUUCUCAAAUAUCUGUAAAAAGACCAAGAUGAAUACAACAGAACCAUCAAAUGACAUGAUGACCCAGUCAAGAGAUAAAUUCCAGUCUUCAGUCAUCUGUAACAUGGCCACGGCGAGGACAGUCUUCACACAACAUGUCACAUAGAAAGUGUUUCUCGAUGUUUGUGUUUUUGUUCAAACGCAAAUUAUCAACAUAGCAUUUCUACUUUCAAGACAGCAGCCACAGGUUGUAUGUCUUCUACCACAUGUUGAUAUAACUGUGCCUGAAGUCUGAGUUUUUAAAGUGCUUGACAAUGGGAAAAAAAAACAUUCAAAAGAGUAAACAUGUUUUGGGAUCUUGUGGAAACUGUCGCCAUUUGUCAACAUACUGCUUGAAGUGUCCCUGAGCGGCAGGUGUUUAGUUUGCUUCUGAAAUUCGAACAACUCGUAAAUAAAUGCCUUCACUCAAAGGUGAAACUAUAACCUGCAGGGAAAAAGAAUAUGUCUUCAAACAUAGGUCUGAGUCUGUUCCUUGUCGAGCUGCAAAGCCUCUUUGGACGGAAGUGGCUCACUGUGUCAACAAGCUAUAUCGCUUCGGGAUUCUCAUCAAAAACAUUUGCAUAGACUGUUUGCUAGAACAUGAAAGUUGAGUGUCUAGCUCGUGCCUAUGGUAGGCCUCUGUGUGGUUUAUUUAUUAUGAUAUAUAUUCGUUCGGACCGAAGAGACGCAGACCUGAUGUCCUUCAUUGCAGGCCAGGGUGAGAUUCGUUUGUUGACAUCCUGCAGUUCGACUUAUUAUCGGAGUCAUAAUAAUCCAACAUGUUCUUCGAAAGAGAGUGUCUUCUUUCAGGAGAAAGAUUUCAGAAGGAACUCUCAGAACUGUUCUAGUAACAGUCUGUGUAAUUCAAGGCAUCAAACUAAAUGACUGUUCGUGUUGUAGCCAUCUCCGUGCCACAGGAGUCGGUAAUGUUUUUGCUGCAUUUGUUAUUCUUUGUUGUUUUGUUGGCAUAUUUGACAAUACUAGUGAUGAUCCAUGUAAAUGUGUGACAUGUGUAUGUUCAUCGUCUGUGGACCUUGUGUUGAGUAGAUUGGUCGAUCCAAGUCAAUCUUUUGCCGCCAUGUUCUAGUCACCAAUCAGAGAGUCAGUAAUAGUUCAUUUCAACUGUCGUAAGUCUGAUUUAAAAUUCCUCUUCCUCUUUUUUUCUGUCUGGUUGGCAUGUUGGUUUUACCCUAUAAGCUCCUAAAGUCUAUUUUUCAUGGUUAAAGUUUUGUUCCGCUUGAUGUACUUUCACUUGUUAGUAGAUAGCAUAAAUGACACAUCAGAAACGCCGUCCACAAGAGAUGAAAGAUUACUUUUCCUUUCUCAUCCCACGUUGUAAAACAAACCACAAUCGGCCCUGAUGCUUGCUGGAAAUGUCCGUGUUUUUAUUCCCGACCCCCGAAAAGUGACCGCGGCAUGGCAAGAUGAACUCGCCGUGUACCUGUGUCUUCAUCCCUUGUAUCGUUGAUGGUGUCAUCACCAAUGGUCGCGCUUAUUUUGCCUUCAUUGGCCAUUUUUGAGAGAAUUUCACCGGAAGUAGCUCUAAAGAAGAAACAUAAAUUGCUGUGGUGUCCAGCAAUGCAGUCCAGCGUCGCGUCUCUGUGUUUCUGAUUGUUCAUGUCCAUCCUGCUUUUUCUAUCCUUCUGCUUCUCAUGAUAAAUUUUCUUUGCCAGAUAGUUUCUGCCCAUCAUCAUGCUUGAAGUCCAUUUCCUCUUUGUUUCUCAAACUCAGAAACGAUUGUCCUUUAUCUACGUCGUAGAAGUAAAGAUGGUGCAGGUUGCUAGACUGGGUUUUGAUAGACUGUGUUUGAUAAAAGAAUAAACAAACCCAACUACAUGGGAGACCAAGUCGGUUGUGUCAGAAAGGUUCAAACACUAACUCUCAACACAGUCUGGAUCCGCAAGAGUGGAUAACUCGCACUUUUCAAUCAAGAAAAAUGGCGUCCUUUAUGAGACGUUCAGCUACAAUUUGUGUUGCUAUUCACUGAUGUGAGGCUUCGACGGGGGAAAUUUGUCUUAACUGAACUGAUUUGUCUCGCCAAUGAUGAAACCCUUUUGCUUUAUCAGCGGAAAGGUCUUUCCAAACGACAAGAUGUAUGGGCCACUGGGUCCUGGUGCGGAGGAUGUUUGAAAGAAUAUCUGUAAGUACUGGACAGAACCAGUCUCUUCGUAUAUUGCACUCACAUCCUUUCUGACUCUAGGUCCUGGCUCUGAAGAGGUCUUUUCAUGCAUCAUAGUGGUAGCUGCAGCUGUAAGGGGAAAAUUGUUUUGAGCAGCGGCUAAUUCAGCUAAAAAGAAGAUAAUUUUCUUGAACAGUUGUGAAAAAUUUUGGGAUUUACACAUUUAGAAAUAUGUUCUUUAAAUAUGUCUGGUAUUUUAAAUUUUUAUUUCUUUCACAUAGUUUAUUUUAUUUUAUUUUAUUUUAUUUUAUUUUAUUUUAUUUUAUUUUAUUUUAUUUUAUUUUAUUUUAUUUUAUUUUAUUUUAUUUUAUUUUAUUUUAUUUUAUUUUAUUUUAUUUUAUUUUAUUUUAUAGUAGGAGAAAUCCUCUGAAGUGAAGUGGAAUCUGCGAGGUUUUGGGUCCGAACCUUGACGAGCUCAGUAGAAAAUAAAGAUCCCUUGAACUUGGUCUUGGUUUCUGCAGAAUUAUACUGUGGUAAAAACAACCAUCUUGAAAGGCUAAAGAUAGUGUUGAUUCUUCUUCUCUUUUUUUUAGUGUAGUAAGCUUCCCAGUUUCUUCACUCUUUGUCCAGGUCAUUCACACAAGGUUUAGGCAUCCCCUCCUUAGACUGAUUCAACAGGCUAGGACACAACCUUAGUUUGCAGGAAACUUUCUGAAAGCCUUUCGUUGGGUCUGAGUGACACAUAAGCUGACAAUAACAUUCUCUUACUUCGGUCCAGCUUGGGGCGUCAGGACAGGCUAGGGAACACUUCCUGUGCCAGAGGUCAGCUGUUGAUGACGCCCGUGAGGAGGCGGAGGAGUCGAGAUGCUCAGGACAAUGAUAGCUGAGGCUGCUGAUCACCUACAGCGCCCUCUCUCGGCUGCAGAGAUGAGAAGCUUAGCAUCCACUCUACCGCCUGCUAAUGUCGUGUGCGAUCUCGGCGGGAUGCUAAAAACCUUGUCCACGACCUCUUCCCACUCACGCUGGCUUUUUAACGCGAGCACGCUAACCUCUGGGGUUCAUAGUUCAGGGGAGAGAGGGCGGGGAGGAAAUAGAGAACAAAACGAAUGAUUCUGUACCAAGGUCAGAUUUCUUUUUUUUUUUUCUUGAGAGUCGCAGAUGUUAAAUUGCUAAAAACUCACACCCUCUCUCCCCCCCCAAAAAAAGAGAUUUUAUUUCAGUUGUUUGGUGAUCAGUACAAUGAAAUCCUCCUUUACUGUGUUGACAGAAACAAUUUUGAAGGGCAAGGUCGAGCAAAAUAUUUCUUUUUUAUUGCUUUUAGGAAAAUGCACAAUUCUGUUAUUUUAUAUUAUAAUAGCCUAACAUUAGCACCAAAGAUUGUUCUUCUGCUCUGUUUACCGCCCAUCUGCUAUAGGAGCUGCAGAACUAGAAGCCCACUUAUCCUCUGUUUUUCAGUUAGGAUGCUGCUAGCCAUUCGUCAAGCAAAAAAUGUAAUAUUUUUCUCCAGGUUUUAAUAAUUGUUUGGCACCUUCAGCAAUAAUUCUCUCCUCUCCCGUCCUGUUUUCAGGACAUAGGUGUCGCUCAAACGUACAAGCGAAAGACUAGGUGGAUGUGUGGGGCGGAAUAUCUGCUGUAAAUGCUUUAACACUGUUCCUCACUCCUUUCUUUGUGUGUCAUUGUUUAUGGCAAAGCAAGUCUGUAAUCGUGGCUUGUUUAUGAGGAGGACUAAGGUAAAGGACUUCCCCCUCCUCUAUCCAAGCUCGUGAAAGAAGAUUUUCCUGGCCUGAACUCUUUGCCAUCAGGUAUUACCACACUUUCGGUGUAAAAGUCACAGGUCUGCAAGAUAGAUUACCGCUUCUUACCAGUAGGUAACGAAUGAAAAGGAAAGAAAAAAUAGAUAUAUCAAAAUUAUGAUGUUCCUGGUCGAUCUUCGUUUACAUAUUUUGUACAUGUGUUUCUCUCCUGCACUGUUGGAUCUCCUUCAAGUAAAGUUUAUUAUGGUUUAUCAUAUCAUCUGACUGCCCCACCCCCAUGUUGGCCGAGAUGUUGCAUUUAUUUCCUCACCAAAAAUUAACUUUAAUAAAUGCAUGUGCCAUUCCAUUAGGUCAUCACCAUGCUUUGUGAACCGCUUCAUAUGAAUCUGAUGUCAGACUGUUUUGUCCGACAUUCUAGGUACCCACUGAAUUAGCCCUUUAUCUCCUUGAAGAAUUCUGUCAGACAUGAGUCAGAUCUCCUUUUCUUUGUUAGAAGUGUCUGAAAGGAAUGAUGGUAAAGGAAUCUUCUCUAGUUUUAGCAUUCCUUGGCAUAUCCUUUGAAACUGCUAGGUUUCUCUCUCUUCUUUCUUUUUGUCUUCUUUCUUUCUUCUCCAAGACCUACUUACUCACCCUGACCCCGUCCUUCUUUUCUCGUCUUCCCUGAAUGGGAGUAGGACGGCUGUAAAGUCGAGAUGAAUCUCACCACUGUGGAGUAUUUAUCGCAGACCUCAACUGAAACACGAACAAUGAGGCUGGUAGACCGCUCUACCGAACUCACUGACCUCCGACCCUUUCCUCUCAUGUACCUGCCAGCUGUCCUAAUCAAAUAUGUCUGCUUCUCCUUGCUGCUGCGGGAUCUGGACCAUCUCACCCAGUGUCCUGUUAAGACGGUUAUGCCAUUUGUUAAUCGUGAUAAAAGUGGAACGGGUGGGAUAUGGGUGCACAAGAUCAAAGUUGACUGGGGAGUAGACACUUGAAUUAAGACCCUCCCUCCCCUGAAGGCGUUGAUCCUGCUACAGAUGUUGUCAUCUGGACUAUUUCAGUAAUAACUAGAGCAAGAAUAUCAGAUGAGCAUUAUAUUGCCACGCACAAUCAACUUCUGCUUGUUUAAACUAGGCAGUGAAGGCUUAGUUUUAUAGGAACUGGCCAUCCCCCAGGUAGGGAAGCUUUCCCUUGACACACGCACACACUCAGCAUUUAUGCUGUCUAUUAUUUUUGACAUACAAAUUUCAAGAAUUUGUGUUUCUUUUAAUUUUGUGAGAGAAGUCCUGCAUUGUUGCAUUGACAAAGCAGCAGUGACACACCGCAUAAGACUAAAAAAAUAUCAAACUAUCCUGCAUCUGUUCACCAACAUAUUGGAAGAUUCUAGAAACUCUCGAAAAACAACAGUGGCUCCAGAAGCAAUACACAACAUUUAUUUUGUCUUUUCUAAUCAGACAAAAGCCAAUUUUUCCAUCCUUAUAUCUGAUUUAUAGAUGAAGUUAAUCUGACAAAAUCCAAUUGCUAAAGCUUUUUUUUUAAAUUUUUUCAGUUUCACACAAACAUAAAUAUUGUUGAUGACUUUGCUGUUGUCUCACGCCCACCGCUGUUUUGUUUCGUUUAAAGUAAGAAAUACAUUUUUCGCAUUUCAGAUUACUGUUUGUGAAAAUAUUGCUUUAAUCAUCAGAUGACUGUCUCUACAUGUUGCAGUCCAAUAAAAUAAAAUUAUGUACAUUGUUGUGAAAAGUACAGGAACUGGCUGAUGCUGUUCACGUGAAGAACGAUCCCAAGCUUUCUCUCAAAACUCUGUUUGGAAUAUUUGUAAGCAUACAUGCAGAUCACAUUCAUGGUAAAGCUCUUGGUAUGAAAUAAAAUAUUGAGGCUUUGGGGCUUAAAAAAGGUGGAGGGGCAUGGAAAGGUGUAGAAAUGAGUUGCUGGGGAUAGAAAGAUGGAGGAAUGAAGCUACAGGGUAUGGAAAGGUUUGGGGGAUAGGGGAACAACAUCUUCAUAAACAUUUUCGUCAUUUUGCAGUUUCUACUCUUCCCGCAGGCCCACCUGUCUGUAAAAAUGUCACCUGCAUGUUUGUGAAAGUGGUUAUGUCAUGUGUGUAUAAAGACUUCCAAACUAAUGUAUCUGUGUCUGUUCCUUAUUUCUUUUAUACGUCCACGUGAAGCAUUAUUAAUUUAUUACAGCUGUGUGGUCUCGGCAUAUUGCACUGUUGGUCUUUGACAGCUGCCAUACACAGGCACCAGGUGAAGAUGUUUUCACCAGGUGUGAGUUGUUUCUUCAUAACACUGAAUAAUGGAAGCCAGAGGACCAGACCCCAGAUGGCCGCCAAACCAACAAAUCAGUCGUCGGAGUGGAGCCUUUAAAAAUUAAACCCACAGACACAAAGGCUUGCCUUUCUGUUCACCAAUGUAGCAAAAGUCUGUGAAAAGGCUAAAAUGAUGCCAAUGACCUUUUAAAGACCAGACAUUUCAUUGAAAUAUCGGUACUAAGGACGAUUGACAGAUAAACUUACAAAACUGUUCUGACCAUCAUAAGUUUUAAUGACAGGACAGGUUUCGUAGUUGUUCUUCGUCUUUCUUAACGAUUAACGAAAACAACUUUAUUCAGUACUUUCAAAUCAGUGUAAAUUAAUUUAGAAAAACAAACAAAGACCGUAAAUACAACAUCUGAUUUUAAUGGUAAACGAUUAUCAUAUACUCUUACGUUUGUGAAACAAUUUCUAUACGAAGUCCUGGGCUAAACUUGGAUUCUGCUACUCAUUGUUCUACUUAUAAAUGUUGCAGUAAAUAUUCAAGGCAGGAAAUGUAUGUGUCAAAUACUGUUUAUCAAUCUGUGGCUUCGAUGCUUACAACAAUUUUGUUGUGGAAACAGAAUUGUUUUCUUUCUAGAUGUAACUCCACAGUACUCGUGUCCUAAACUUCAUCAUGUACGACCAUUGGAUGCCCAGUUGUUUUUAUUUCUCUACUCUCUUCCCAUUGCUGGUUUGGAACCAUUGUCCAAAGAGGUCAACACGUAUGUGGUUCAAACUACACCUAAAUCAGUUAUCAUUGAAAGAAUUUAUUUGUCGGUAGAGAUGUUUUUUUACUGUUAACAACGUCCCCAGUUUCUGACUUAUUUUUCUGGCCAGCUUUUUCAUCAGAGGACUGCGAAUCAGGUGGCCAAUUAUCUCCCCAUCAGGCCUGUGAAGGUGCGUAACUGUGGUUAAUACUGGGAGCUUGCCAGACUGUACCUCGACACAAGUUAACCCUUUACUGGUGACAGAUGGGACUGCGUUCAUUUGUCGCGUGUCAGGAAAUUACUGGAACCUUGCACAAGACGCACCAGACGACAGUAGCUUCCGUUCAGGAUUCACAAAUUAUUGUUAACAAUUACUUCUCUAUCUCUAAAAACAGCAUCGCUCGAUCAGCUCGGCUAAGUUCUGAAGUAAUGCAAAAACAACCAAAUGAGAAAAUUACUCUCAUUAUACUUUCUAACUCAUCUAAAGCUUGAAAUGUUUACCAGUAGACUUUGUGUUCUUUCUCGACUUUGCUGCUGUUAAAUAGCAUCAGUCCAUCGGCUUAUAUAUAUAUAAUGCCUUAUUGAAUUUACAGAGAUUACAUGAAUCACCAUUUUGAUACUGUGAGGUUUCCUUUUUUUAAGUACUUGGGUGAUUUUGAUUCUGCCAAUAUUUCAUGGAAAUAUAUAUUUCAUCUUAAACUUUUUUGAAACUUCUCCUUUUAGUCAUUUUCUGUCUUUGCAAAGGUAAAUUUUAUGAACAACUGACAGAAAAUGAUACUGAGGAGCUCGCCUCACCCCCAACUGACCUCCGCCAACUGUUAGUCGGAGGGAGUCAGUGGAGUCUCGGAGGACAGGUGCCAUUCCGUGACCCACCCCAACACCAGUUUGUCUCCAUGGUAACGUGGCAGACAACUAGCAGCGUACCUUUGAUCAGUGUCAGUUCAUCGCGGUCAUGAGAGAAAAUGUAUCAAAUAUGUAAUCAUUCAUUUGUAAAGGAAUAAACAAAUUUUCUCUUUGUCUGCCGUAUACGUAAACAAACCUCUUUCCCUUGAAAAAGGCCGAAACACCUCCAUCGCUGUAGCAGAUGGUAGAAAAGGUCAAAUGCAUCAAUUACCAUGCGGUGACCUAUGUUGGUAAGCAUGCUGAAUGUGUGUAAAUCACUCAGACAUUGUCCGUAGCACGGAGGCAACACUGGACAAGGUGUACAGGCCGGUAAUAUGAUGCUUCCUCUUCAGCAGCUCGCCAUCCUUGCUGUCUCUCACAUGCAAUCGCUGGUCUUACAAGUGGAUUGCCUGCGAUGAAUAUCUUAGGAUAUUGGCUUUUCACCAUGCAGUCAAUAAGCAAAUAUAGUGUAGUGAAGAUUGUCAGAUAUAUCCAUGUGCUGUUAACAGUCUCUUUCUCUAUCAAUUUAUUUGAAUUUAUGUGUUCGUACGCGUGCAUAAGUGUAUUUGUGUUUUUGUGUGUGUGUGUGUGUGUGUUUGUCCGAUUGCAAGCGUGAGAAAUGUGGUAAAUCGUUCUUUUUUUAUACAAUUGGACUGAUAUCAAACUUUGUUACACAAACACACUGUCUAUGAUAUCAAAUAUCCAAACCAAGUUGAGAAUGUUUGUAAUACUUGUGUCAAAGAUCCGAAAACAAAGUAGUUAGUCUUUUGUCAAUAAUUAAAAACUAUUGUCAAUUAAAAAUCUGUCAUUAAUCUCCAGUCUGAGGUAAAAAUAAUUACGCGGGUAAAGAGUCUUGUGAAAAAAAGUGAACAAAUAUUCAGGAUGGGCUUUCAAGGAUAGUCCAGCGGACAAACAGAAUAUCCGAACGAGAACCAGCUCUUGCUAUUUCUUGCUAUGCCGUAGUGACUUCCAUAACGAGGCUACGAAAAGCCGAACAAUAACAGCAAAAUAGGAAGCAAUUUGCAGUUGACUGGCUAGUUUUUGCGCUGGAAGUGAGCUGCACUGAUCCAGAAUAAGGACUGGCAAGAAGAAAGCGAGAUGGGAGGAGAGGGAAAAGGCUAACAAGCAAACGUUCCCAGUAAGAUGAAUCUUCCAGAAAAUUCGUCUUAAUGUACAGCUUUCCUGACAUAACCGCCGCCUGUGGUGGCCACAAUGAGAGGUCCGGAAAGACGACCUUUUGCUGCUGAGGACUAGAACUGAGAUGCUGACAGUUUGACCCUUGCAGCUGUUCUUGGAGAACAAACAGAAAAUCCCUCGUGAUGUCAAGCAAUCUUUCAAACGCCUCCCCUCUGAGAAAGAUUUUCACAAAUUGAACCACAUACUGAACUGCCGAUCUCCUAUUUGCAGGGGGCAAUAUAAGGUGUUUGUUCCGAUUGCGUUCAAACCCGCGAGAAAUAAUGAUGGCCUAAGGAUGGCUUACCGGUCACGAAAUUUUACCCUCGUGACGUCAGAUAUUUUGCAGUUGGAAAACAGCUGCAAGCGAUGAAUACUCGGGGAGGUUGAUGUCGCAUGCAUGAGGAUGCGUUCUGGAGGUCCCUUGUCUCUCAACGUAUUUCCUCAUAACAUUUACCUGUAUAGACAAUUGAGAAGGGAAAAAUGUCAAAGGUCAAAAUCCAAGUAAAAAUACAUCCAGUCCUAAAGUUGAGAAUGUUUUAUUUGUAAACAGUUGUUAUAUGUGUACAUUCUGAUUUCGCAAAUUUCCGUAUAGUUGAUCAGGUGUCUAAUCAUUCUCCCUGUAGAUUUUAUGAGAUAAUUUGUUCUACAUCUGUGCUACCCUUAGACAACAAACAAAAGCAGUAUUAAUUAAUCAUUUAGUCUACCUUUUUAACGCGUUUCUUUGUAUCCUAGGUUUUGACUUUUAUUGGUAGAUGACAAGCGAAUGGUCAUCACCGAUCACCAAAUGAUUACAACCUACAGAUAUUCUUACGAUAGCUUACAGACUUAUUUGAGUUCUCACUCAUCAUCAUCAUCAUGUGUAAACUUGUCUAUGAUUUAUCUUUUUUGAGGGAAGAGGGGGAAUGACCUGAAAUAACCUUAUAGAAAAAAACUUUUACCUGAAUCUCAGGUACAAUAGGUAACAGACUCAGAAAGUGUUGUGUAUGCUCCAGAAUGUGUUUUUCCAAGAUGUAUUAACUCUCGGCGAAUCGGAGGGUGUAACAUGUAAAAUGUAACAUGUAAUCAUCGGCAAAUGUAACAUUUUUGUUCACAUGUGUGACUUAUUGUCUCUCGCAGCUUUCAGCGCCGUGUCAGCUGACAAGUCCCUGGGAAUGUUACUUUGGCAUCAUGUUAGGAAAUCAUAGAGUUUCUUAGUAAGAUGAAAAAUUAUCAAGGAGCAGAAAUCCACAGCCGAUGACAUCCUCUGUGUUUGCUCUUCCUUGUUUCUCAGUGUGUUUGUGUUGUAGGUGUGUGGCAUUAUAUUUCGUAAAAAUCGUAUUCUGACAUCAAAUAAACCAUUUCUGUAAAAAGACUGUUGAAUGCUGUUUCCUUUCAAUUAAAUCAGCUUUUGCGCGCCAAAAAAAAAA
This is a messenger RNA of Pomacea canaliculata, 14079 nucleotides long. RefSeq lists its product as uncharacterized. Gene Ontology annotation, cellular component: membrane. Gene Ontology annotation, molecular function: G protein-coupled receptor activity. The transcript is spliced from 4 exons. Lineage: Eukaryota; Metazoa; Mollusca; Gastropoda; Architaenioglossa; Ampullariidae. Gene Ontology annotation, biological process: G protein-coupled receptor signaling pathway. The record is from RefSeq and is a predicted model, not a curated record. The coding region runs from base 1049 to 3346 and encodes 765 amino acids.